This is a messenger RNA of Doryrhamphus excisus (bluestripe pipefish), 4279 nucleotides long. Its product is annotated as ceramide transfer protein-like. Gene Ontology annotation, biological process: ER to Golgi ceramide transport. Gene Ontology annotation, molecular function: lipid binding. Lineage: Eukaryota; Metazoa; Chordata; Actinopteri; Syngnathiformes; Syngnathidae. The record is from RefSeq and is a predicted model, not a curated record.
UCCGGAGUGUCCACCUUGAACACAUAUCGAACACAUAGCGUAUCGAGUAAUAGUGGUGUUUUGCACAACAUUAACAUUUUAGAUGUUCAAUCGGCAAACAUUCAGGGCACUGUUUUUACAAUACAUCUGUUUUAAACAAUACGUUUCUAAUAACAGUACAUCCAUAAGUGAUUUUCAAAACAACGUAUGAAUGCUUUCAUGUUAUUUCUGAUUAGAAAACGCGGAUAUGUGCGCUUAUCAGCAUUUUAUUUUGCGAAAUCAAUUGUGUGAUGUAUUCCAUUGUAACUUGAUGCGUGUUCAAAUAAAAUUCAACAAUUACCAUUACCAUAUUAUAUAUUUUUAGAUGUUGUAAACUGCGACUGUGGUACCUUUCGCCAGUGUUACAACCGUCGAUACACAACGGGAUUAGCUUUUAAAUUGAAAGAAACUAGUUUCACUUUUCCGGUAGAUAUUACUACGGGCUUGACGGUUCUUCCCUUCAGGUACACAUACACAGUAAAGCGUGGCUGCGGCUCCUCCCCCGCGACCCAAAUGACAAGCUAGUGGUGAGUCCUUCGCUAUUGCUAACUAAACCGCGGAAAUAAAGCAGCAACUGCUGACCCUUUCAUCGUCCUUUGUAGCUUGAUAGUUGAACAUAUCGUCACAGUGGAUACGCGCAGGCCCUUUUUAAUUGGCCGUUCUUUCAGCAGCAAGUCCAGUGCAGCCGGGGCGGGAACAGGCGCAAUCACAAGUUAGGAGAGAAGUUAACAUUUCACGCCAGUUUAUUUGACAGCUAACUGUUACCGCUAACUAGCUCCUGUCGUUGCUCGUCGGCUUAGAUUCAAAACAAAGCCAGCAAAAGCGAGAAGUUGAGAUUGUACAGUGACAGUUUUCUUUUUUUUUUACCCGACCAUACUCCGCUGAUCUUUAAACGAUAACAGACAGAUAACGUUUCACUGCUGACGGAAGGCUAACUUUGUGUUUAUUUCAAAGCGGUCAGCAGGUUGCGUCUUGGUUCUGCUACGUGGAGGAGAUAAUCUAGUUAGUAUCGAGCGAGGCAGCUCUGUCCAUAAAACACACUAGAGUUUCAUUUCAAUAUUGGAUUUAAAUGUCCGAAAAAAGCUCAUCGUCCGGUUCAGAUGAAGAUGUGGACCCAGAAUCCGGACAACCUGUGGAGCUGGGAGGCGUUUUGAGCAAGUGGACCAAUUACAUCCAUGGGUGGCAGGACCGAUGGGUUGUGCUGAAGAACAAUACUUUGAGCUACUACAAGUCUGAAGAUGAAAGGGAAUAUGGCUGCAGGGGAUCAUUGUGCCUCAGCAAGGCUGUCAUCACGCCCCAUGAGUUUGACGAGUGUCGUUUUGACAUCAGUGUCAACGACAGCGUUUGGUACCUCCGAGCAGAAGACCCUGAGCACAGACUCCAGUGGAUUGAGUCCAUUGAGUUACACAAGGCAGAGUCAGGGUAUGGGUCAGAAUCUAGUCUGAGGCGUCAUGGAUCCAUGUUGUCUCUCACCUCAGCAGCCAGUGCCUUGUCUGCCACGUCCACAUCCUCCUUCAAGAAGGGUCACAGACUAUGUGAGAAGCUAGCAGAAAUGGAGACCUUUCGAGACAUUCUUUGCAGACAAGUGGACACACUGCAGAAAUACUUUGACUCCUGCGCCGACGGUGUCUCCAAAGAUGAGUUUCAGAGGGACAGAGUGGAUGAGGAUGAAGAUGAUUUUCCUGCCACCUCAAAACCAGACGGGGAUUAUCACAACAAUAAUGGCAGCAAAGAGAAAUUGUUUGCCCCUGCCAGUCCUAAAGGCAUCAAUGGCAUAGACUUCAAAGGGGAGGCCAUCACCUUCAAAGCCACCACAGCCGGCAUCCUUUCCACUAUGUCACACUGUAUCGAGCUGAUGGUCAAACGGGAGGACAGCUGGCAGAAGAGAAUGGACAAGGAACUAGAGAAGAGGAGAAGGGUGGAAGAUGCCUACAAGUCUGCUGUGAACGAACUAAAGAAAAAAUCCCACUACGGCGGUCCUGACUAUGAGGAGGGUCCCAACAGUCUGAUCAAAGAGGAUGAGUUCUUUGACGCAGUGGAGGCUGCACUCGACAGACAAGACAAGAUAGAGGAGCAGUGCCAGUCAGAGAAGGUCAGGAUCCCUCGACUAACUCCAGCUCCCCCAGGCGAUGUCUAUUCAAGCAUCGGCACACACCGAUACGCUACCAAGGCGCAUAGUUACUCCUCUUCCCUUUCCUCUGUCGAGCUAGUCAGUGCUUCAGAUGACAUUCACAGAUUCAGCGCUCAGGUGGAAGAGAUGGUGCAGAAUCAUAUGACUUACUCCCUCCAGGACGUGGGUGGAGAUGCAAACUGGCAGCUGGUGAUCGAGGAAGGAGAGAUGAAGGUGUACAGGAGGGAAGUGGAAGAGAACGGGAUUGUGUUAGAUCCCCUGAAAGCUACGCAUUCUGUCAAAGGGGUGACAGGACAUGAGGUGUGCCAUUAUUUCUGGGACACCGCAGUACGCAUGGACUGGGAGACCACAAUUGAAAACUUCAAUGUCGUGGAAACGCUUUCUGACAACGCCAUCAUCGUUUAUCAGACACACAAGAGGGUGUGGCCAGCCUCUCAGCGAGACGUCCUCUAUCUAUCAGCCAUCAGGAAGAUUCUAGCAACCAAUGAAAAUGAUCCCGACACCUGGCUGGUCUGCAACUUCUCUGUUGACCAUGACAAUGCGCUACCCUCAAACCGCUGCGUCCGAGCCAAAAUCAACGUUGCCAUGAUCUGUCAAACUCUGGUCAGCCCACCAGAGGGCGACAAAGAGAUCAGCAGGGAUAACAUCCUGUGUAGGAUCACCUAUGUUGCCAAUGUAAAUCCAGGUGGGUGGGCGCCGGCCUCGGUCCUCAGAGCCGUCGCCAAGAGAGAGUAUCCUAAGUUCCUCAAACGUUUCACCUCCUACGUCCAGGAGAAGACGACGGGGAAGCCCAUCCUCUUCUAAGAGGAUCCAAGCAUAAAGACUAAAGGCUGACCCCUAUUUCGAAAAACAGCAGUGUGAAGCACGUUCCCCAUGUGAUACAGUCUGCUCCAGGACGACCCUGAGGUUCCUCCCUUGACCCUUGACCCUUGAACACAAGAGACUGGUCGUUUGGCUUUAAUCCAUCAGUAUUUGUCCUUCCAGCUUAACAUCUUUGGGUCCUUUUUUAUAUGUAGAGUCUCUCCCUUGGUGAAUUGAUUGGUAUAUGUGCUUUUUUUCUAGAUUGUUUUUGUACAUUUCCUAUGAGUAUGACAUACUUGCUGCGUUUUGGGGGGCUAACUAAUAUAGCAUGACUGCUGCUUGUUUGCUGCUGCUAAAGAGAGUAAGGCGGCAUCUCCUCUGGUGACGACCGGCACGGUCUGAUGGAGUGGUUUUUCUCUGAGAUCUUUCUUUUUCUAUAGCGAUGUAUUGUACAGAGAAACUCAAGUAACUUGACCAAAGUGCGAAAUGUGAAUUGACUGUUAAACACGCUUGAAUUAGAUGACAGUGACGUGCCAAGGAAACUUGAAGUCUCAUCGACACUUGGACAAUACUUUGGGUAGAAGCUGCUGAUAAUGAUUCGUACGGAUGCUGUGUUGCAGCUAUUUGACCUGCCGUAGCGUCUCUGUAAAGAUUCCUCCCUUUAUUUCUUUUUAUCUUUUUUUCCCCCCUUAACUUUUAGCCAAACUCAAAGGGAGCGCCGGGAAUGUCUCCACCCGUGAACGUCAAAUUAUUUCUACGUACACAACCUCCUGGAAAAAAAAACUUCUAGUUGGAUAUCAUCUUGGCCCUAAAUAUAGCAUUCCAACGCUAAUAUUACAUUUCGUGUGUCACACCAGAGUGCACAGUGACUGAGAAGGAUGAACUACCCCCAGGGAUGCCUUAGACGCCAGCUAGAGCCUGAUUAUUGUUACUCUACAUCGACAACCACCACAUGUGCAUUUAUCAACAUUCACUGACUGUGUGCGUGUGUGUUUUAUGUGUGCGUGUGUGCUCGGGAUUGGAGGGUCAGCAUUUCACGUCAUGAUCUUACCUCAAGAUUACCAUUUUUUUUUUGUUUUUGUCAGCAAAUUUGUUCUGCAUCGUCUUCUGAUUUAAUUAUGUCAGGAGGUGGAGGUUAGGAAGGAUAUGGGUGUUUGUUUAUAAGCUCGACUCCCCGUCUCAGCUGAAGAAGAAAAUAUUUCCUGUUUUAUUCAUUUUUUGGUAUUGUGUCACUAAUCCUCACACUUUGUAUGUUUCUAAAGUGUUAUUAUUUGCACUAAAUGUAAUGCAAGUUGACAAUGUUCUGUAAAUUAAAAUCGCUACACAACA